AUGAUCUUCCUCAACCAGAGCCCGACCCACGCUCCUCUGCGUGAGUCCCUGGGAGAUCUUCCGGAGAAGCUGCAACGCUACGACAUGGAUGAAAUGGAGAUAUUUGAUCGCCAGCUCUACGACAUCAAAGGUGACUGGAAGCUGAUCGCGGAGAAUUUCAUUGACUUCUAUCAUGUUGACGCCGUGCAUCCAGCCUUGGCCAGGUUCUCCCGUGUGGAUGACCAUGUGCCAUACCAAGGCCAUGGUCAAUAUGUUGGCUUCGUGACGUCACCGCUCACGGACUGUGGUGGACCUGGGGACAGCGACAGAUUCAACAGUUUUGGAAGGCUUCGACCAACAGAGUUGAAAGCCGGCCUUUUCUUCCAUAUCUUCCCGAAUGUGUCCGUGAGCAUUUUCCCACACUCAGUGUGGACUCUCAUGACCUUCCCCACCUCAACGCCAGGCAAGAGCCAGGAGGCGCUGACCCUCCUUAUGGCUCCGAAUGCUCGUAAGGAGGGCAUAUCACAAGAUGAGCAUUUGGAACGUUGCAAUGCCUUGAGAGACUUUUGGGUCGAGGUCAACGAUGAGGAUAUUAUCGCCGUUGAGAAUUUGCAGGCUGGCCUGUCAAAUCUCGGUGCGAAAGGAACCCAUGGUGAGUUUCUUCCGAAGUAUGAUUGGACCGUGCAUCGCUUCCAGAAUAUGGUGCUGAGUUCUCUGAGAGGCAGCCGUGUUAACGAGGAGCUCAUGCCAAAAUUGGACAAUGAGUUCGAGCUUCAGGUUCACCGUGGGUGA
This is a messenger RNA of Symbiodinium pilosum, 771 nucleotides long. The record is from the annotation of a GenBank genome assembly. Lineage: Eukaryota; Dinophyceae; Suessiales; Symbiodiniaceae.